ACUGCCUCACACGUUCUUGGCGCAUCGUUUCUCUUCCUGCCAUCCCAUGCCGUUCAGCUGUUAAUUUCCUUGGCCUGACAACUUUGUUUCUUCGAGAUUUCAUCUCUGCCAGAAGUUCCAGCGGCCAAGAACGCUUGUGGCGUGGCGUGGAGCUGGCAACCGUCGUGGAUUUGAUCUUCCCUGGGCGCCUCGAGCAUAGCGGCGCCGGGGAAGGCGGUGACGCCAGGUGGUGGCGCUGCGCCGGCGGUCAGAAGAUGACGACGGCGCGGCAGUGGUGGCGGCGCGCAGCGGCGGCCGUCAAGGACAGGAGGAGCCUGUACCUGACGCGUGUGGUGGCGUUGCGGCCACGGCCAGUCUCCGGGGUGGCCACGCCCGCGCUGAGGAGCCCGAAGCUGGAGGCGGCCGUGAUCCGCGCGACCAGCCACGACGAGCGAUCCGUGGACCACGGGAGCGCGGCACGGGUGUUCGCACUGGCGCGCGCGUCGCCGCCGUCGCUUCAGCCGCUCAUGUGGGCGCUAGCGCGCCGCGCACGGCGGACCCGGUGCUGGGCCGUGGCGCUUAAAGCGCUCGUGCUCGCGCAUGGCCUGCUCCUGCGGUCCGACGUUGCGCCACGCGCGGCGCGCCUCGGCCGCGUCCCCUUUGACCUCGCCGACUUCCGCGACCGCUCGUCGCCGCCGUCCAAAUCGUCGGGCUUCUCCGCCUUCGUGCGCGCCUACUUUCGCUUCCUCGACACUCGCUCCCUCUUCACCGCCCAGGAGCUAGACGCCGCCAACAGCGGCGAGGCCGACGGCGAGGACGCGCGGCUGGACAGCGUGACCAAGCUGCAGCACCUGCUGGACUUGCUCAUGCAGAUCCGGCCGUACGGGGACGGCGUGCAGCAGGGCCUCAUUCUGGAGGCGAUGGACUGCGUCGUCAUCGAGAUCUUCGAGGUCAACAGCCAAAUAUGCACGGGCAUUGCCCGGUUCCUCGUCGCCGUUCUCGGGUCGGCCCCGACGACGCCACGGGCACGGCCGGGAGAGACGCUGGCGGCAGCGAGGCGGCGCAGGGGAGUGCAGGGGAUGCGGGUGCUGAGGAAGGCCGCAGAGCAGAGCGCGCAGCUGUCGUCGUACUUGGAGCUGUGCCGGGACCUGGGCGUACUCAACGCCGCCGAGUUUCCGGCCGUGGAGCGUGUCUCGGACGAUGACAUCAGGGACCUCGAGAAGAUCAUCAUGAACCACGUCGUCGAAGAACGCGGCAAGGACGUGGAGAAAGAAACGAAGGCGCUUGUCGCCGUGGAGGAAACCCGACUAGCUUCCAAGACAGUGGUGACAAAAGAGUGGGUGGUGUUCGACGACGACGACAAUGACGCCGCCGGCGCCAGGCCGAGGUCUUUAGGUAGUUACAUGAAUCCGUUCAUGGCCGCGCCUUGGGACACCGUAGCGUGUAGCAGAGACUUAUUGGUUUAGCGUGUGUUUGGUAGCUGAGAUGGAAAUUGGAGCGCCAUCUGAUCCGUCGGACUUUUAGCCAAAAAUUACUCGAAAUUUGUCGUCUAUGGAUUUGACCUACUACUUUGUAUUAUCA
Messenger RNA from Zea mays, 1560 nucleotides. Its product is annotated as clathrin assembly protein. Bases 255 to 1445 code for a protein of 396 amino acids. Lineage: Eukaryota; Viridiplantae; Streptophyta; Magnoliopsida; Poales; Poaceae. Gene Ontology annotation, molecular function: 1-phosphatidylinositol binding; SNARE binding; phosphatidylinositol-4,5-bisphosphate binding. Gene Ontology annotation, biological process: clathrin coat assembly; clathrin-dependent endocytosis; vesicle budding from membrane. The transcript has a single exon. The record is from RefSeq and is marked provisional. Gene Ontology annotation, cellular component: clathrin-coated pit; clathrin-coated vesicle.